GGAGUCUGGCUUUGAGGAGAGCAUAGAUCAGUUUCAGAUAGACAGCUUGUAAAUGGAUGUUUUGAUAUGGUUUUGCUGUUGUUAAAACAUGUUUUGUGACUUCAGUUCAUCAAGAAUAUUCUCAGUUUUAGGAUUCUUCGUUCACUGAAGGCCUGCAAGAAAAACUCCUCAAAAAUGUAGAGUAACACAGAGAGAGUAGCUGAUAUAGGCUGACAAAUGGUCAUUUUGAGGGAAUAUUCCUUUAAUGUGACAUGAUGGUGUUUUCCCAGUCUGCAGCCUCCCUGACCCCUGUCUGCACACUGUAGCACUCUCUCACACAUGCACACACACACACACUACAGACUCCUACUCUCUCAUAGUCUUGUCCUUCCCUGAGCUUCAGAUGGCUUACCAGGUCCUUAAUCUGUCCUCUGAGUAACAUCACCCUCCAUACACUCCUCACAGGACAGCGGGGGAGAGGGAGGGAGGGGAAGCAAGAGGUGGUGGUGGUGGUGGUGGUUUAGGGAAGGUGAAUUAGCCCGGCAGUGAAGCGGAGAAGACUUAGUCGGAGCACACAGGAUCACUCUGACACACUCUGUCAGGGCCAUGGCAGCAGGCAUAGAGGAGCGGGACACACACAUGGAGGAGCUGGUGGACCAGGGCCUGGGGAUGGAGGAGACGGCCCACGGCCUGCUGAGGCGGCCCUCGCUGAAGGAGAGCUACCACAGUGACUCCCUGCUGGCGCCUGACACUGACUUCAUGACAGAUGACCGCAGUUCGGCAGCCAGUGGCCUGGACGUUGCCGACCGGCUGACCUACCUGGAGCAGAGGAUGCAGAUGCAGGAAGAUGAGAUCCAGCUGUUGAAGAUGGCUUUGGCUGAUGUCCUCAAGAGGCUCAACAUCUCUGAGGAGCACCAGGCAGCUGCAGCCUCUGCUGCUGGCAGGAGAGCACCAGGUGCAAAAGCCCGACCAGUGUCUCUGGCUCUGCCCUCCAGACCGCCCAUGGUGACCUCCAGUACUGCCUCCCUAAAGAAGAGCUCCACACUGCCCUCCAGCUCCACAGCCAGGAACUACAGCCCAACACCACCUCGCAGUGGUGUGAGGAGCCCACCAGGUAGUGUGAAGGAUGCUAAACGACCCACCUCUGCAGCCUCCUCCUGUAAGAAGCCUUCAGAAGGCAAACCCAAGGAGGCUGCAGUAAAUGUAGGGACGAGGCGUGUGACACACUGCAAAGUGACUAUGCAGAUCUAUCUGAGCCCCCUCGCAAGAAAGACUGGGUCUUCUGAGACCGCCAAAUCCGCGGCCGCUGUGCCUGCCAACAGCAGGCCCGCGGCAACAUCCAACAAGCCUCAGGCGAAGGGGGGCAGCAAGCCGGAGUCGAAGAAGACGACCCCGUCCUUCACUUUGAACCUGCAGAAAACCACAACCAGCCAGAGCACGCAGCAGGACACAGCCAGCUACAAGAGCCCCCUCAAAUCACCCAGCCAGUACUUUCAGAUUUGUUACUGAGGCAGGAGGAUAGAUUUGAUACGAACUUCUCUCUGCCAUUGAACCCAAACUAAUUAUUUAAGCCUCAAACGACUACUUGAACUUAAAAGACUUUCUUUCAAUGUCUCAAAAACGAGAAAUUGAUUCGAACAGCCCAGUCGCAAAAAGAAAAUGUUGGCAUGUGUUUCUGUAAAACACAGAUGUGUUACAAUUGUACGUUUCAUUUCGUACUAUCAUAUCAGCGUUUCUAAAGUGAUUUCUGAUUACAUGGAUAUCAGCUGAGUGUCAUCAGGAGCUGGUGGAGAUGGUGGAUGGCGAGAGGCCUCUUUUAGUGAGGCAUCAUAACAUUUUCAGCAGCGAUUCUGCCACCAAUCUGGGUGUUUUUAGUGAGACAUCGUGGCAUUUCCUGUGGUAAUUGUGCCAUCAGAACUCAUUGUGUUUCAGCAAAACAACAUGGCAUUUGUAGCAGCAAUUCUGCUACCAGAACUGGGUGUUUUCAGUGAGAUGUGGCAUUUUCAAGGGUGAUUGUGCACCCAAAACUGGUUGUUUUUUUAGGGAGACACCAACCUCAUUUCCAGCAUUUUAUUGUGCCAUCAGGACAGUUUGUUUUAGCAAGACAUGGCAUUUCUUGUGGUAAUUGAGCACCCAAAACUGGAUGUUUUUAGCAACACAUUGGCAGCUUUUCCACUGGUGAUUGUGCCACCAAAACUUGGCAUUUUUUUUUAACGAGACAUUGAGGUAUUUCCAGUUUUCAUUGUGGCACCACAGCUGGGUAUUUUAAGCCCAGACAUGACCUCUUCCCAAACAUUACCAAGUGUUUUUUGUGCCUAAACAUAACCAAACGUUAACCACGGCAACAUACAAAUGUUACACUCAACAGAAACGUUCAAUGCCAACAUUUAUUCUGGUGAUUGGGUUGUUUUAAAACGGGUAUAUGCAGUUAUUAAACUGCAGGGAUGGCUUGAUUUUCCUCUGUAGUGCAUCCUGACUUGGUUGCUUUUUGGUAUCUGCAACAUGAGCAGUCACAGCAUUUAGAAACAUUCCCACUAACACGUUUGAGUAAGUGUCGAUACAGUGUUUUAUUUAUUUCAAGUGUAGUACAGUAUGAAAGCUUUAAUGCAUUUUUAGCCUCCUCUGAGACCACUGUAGUCGUAGAUCAGUCUCCCACGUCUGCGUAUUGUUUCACUGAAUGCCUGUGUGUACUGUAAACGUUCUCUCCAUCACUGUGUGUGUGUCUGUAGUCGUCUUUGAGCACUGACUGUGUUUGAUAUCAAUGAGUGUGUGUCAAUGAGUCUGUCUCAUACCCGUGUGCUGUGAUGUUUCUAGUUGUUUUGUAGAUGAUGUUCCAUUUGAAGCUUAGCGACAAUACAGUGUGUACCAGAAUCAGUCAGAACGACUCAUUCUAGUUCAGGACAAACAAUAAAAAAACUUAAAUCACUAA
Molecule: messenger RNA, 2908 nt
Organism: Epinephelus lanceolatus (giant grouper)
Lineage: Eukaryota; Metazoa; Chordata; Actinopteri; Perciformes; Serranidae
Source: RefSeq, a predicted model, not a curated record